This is a messenger RNA of Trypanosoma brucei brucei TREU927, 744 nucleotides long. RefSeq names its product ubiquitin-conjugating enzyme E2, putative. Gene Ontology annotation, molecular function: ubiquitin conjugating enzyme activity. The record is from RefSeq and is a predicted model, not a curated record. Bases 1 to 744 code for a protein of 247 amino acids. The transcript has a single exon. NCBI's taxonomy places the organism in Eukaryota, Euglenozoa, Kinetoplastea, Trypanosomatida, Trypanosomatidae. Gene Ontology annotation, biological process: ubiquitin-dependent protein catabolic process; protein polyubiquitination.
AUGUCUGCAAUCCCUUACUUGCAAAAACAACUUCAUGAGCUUACGACGUGCCCGCCAGCAGGGUUUCGUAUAGAGUCGGAAGAUAUUUAUGUGUGGACCGUUUGGUUUACUGGACCUCAGGAAACUCCUUACGCCCCUGGUGUUUACCGUGCUGAGCUGCGGUUCCCCAAAGACUUCCCGAUGGAGCCCCCAACCUUUAAAAUGUUGUCAAGCAUUUGGCACCCGAAUGUUUAUCCCGAUGGUCGUGUGUGCAUUUCUAUUCUUCAUCCACCCGGAGAGGAUGAGAUGAACAAAGAGGAGACUGCCAUGAUGCGGUGGACGCCAAUUCAGACUAUACGGUCCGUACUUCUUUCUGUUGUUUCACUUUUUAGCGACCCCGAUCCCAAGGACGCCGGGGCCCCGGCCAAUGUUGAAGCCUUAGUGCAAUACCGCAAGAACCGUGAAGAGUUCAAUGAGCACUGCCGUCGGCUAGCAAACAAGUCGCUGUCGGAGCUUCCGGAAGAUUUUGUGCCCAUUCCUCAAGAGGAACCACCCGAGCGACCUACAAACUACGCUGCCUCCAUAGCAAUGGGGUAUGAUGACGACUACGAGGUGGUGGUGUGCGAUGCUCAAAAUAAGUUUCCUGACGAAUUGAGGCAAGUACGGGAAAUGGCUCUUGCACCUGAUAAGUCUGAUGCUGAACUUAUUGAUAUGCUCAUUAAAGUGAAGGGUGACGUGGCAACUCUAAUGGAGGCAUUGAUGUAG